UUACACCAUUCACACCUGCUCACAAUGAAAAUUGUUAAGCUGCUGAGGACCAUUCUACUCUUCGCUCUAAUACGACCGGGACGUUCACAGUGCAGCGUGAAUCUUCAAGAGCACUUGGGACCGUUGGAACCCUUGUUUAUCAAGGAUGGACAAUUGUGGGCCCCUGAUGGACCGGCGCUGACUUGGGAAGCUCACGAAAGCACGAUAGUUGCAUGCAGCAAAGUAAAGUUCAUAAACGCAAGCAACAACACAGCAUAUCUCACGUGCGUGUCAGGGCAGGAUUUUCUCGUGGAUGAAACACCACUCAACUCGGUGGAGCUGCAAUGCUCUGGUCGAAUGACCGGGGAGGUCGAUGACACUGGAGAGCAAUGUGGAUCCAACGGAACUUUGUUGAAGUUGGGAUUUGAUGUUGAAUCGGUGGGAUUUGUAACGUAUAUAGAAUCGUGCUACGAUAGGCCAGAUGCAUCGGUUAUUUUUACCAAGCAUAUCAUUCCCGGAAAGGCUAUUGCACAUUCCAUCAAAGAAUCGUAUCGGCCUGCAUUCAAGGUAGCUGGAACGUCAUUGCACGUCAAUCCUGCUACCUCGUAUACUCAGAAAGCUCAAAUGGACAGGUUAACCGAGCUUUUAGGUUCUGAGAUCCAAGCCAAGAAGUUUCUACAGGGUGGGUCGUACUAUUUGGCCCGAGGCCACCUGGCUCCGGAUGCGGAUGGCGUUUAUAGAUCAUGGCAGUGGGCCACUUUUUUCUAUGUGAACGUAGCGCCACAAUGGCAAGUUAUCAACGCAGGUAACUGGCUAGUGGUGGAAAAUCUGUCUCGCUCCAAAGCUGGUCAGUUACAAGAAGACCUGGUAGUGUAUGAUGGAGUGCACGAUGUUUUGCUAUUGCCGCAUGCCGAUGGGCAAUCAAUACCGAUAACACUCGAAGCCGCAGGAAUCCGAGUACCGAAGUGGUAUUGGAAAAUAAUCAUAUCGCCCGUUGCUAGUGCCGGUAUUGCGUUCAUCACCAAUAACGACCCAUUCCGAGUUGACAUGCCCGACAAUGAACUGCUUUGUGAAGAUGUGUGUCAACAGUACGGUUGGAAUGAAGUGAGAUUUAAAAAUUUCACCCGUGGAUAUACCUACUGUUGCACGGUGGAUGGUUUGCGAGAAGCUAUUAAUGAUAUUCCUAGAGAAUUUCAGGUGAAUUAUGUGUUACACAAACGAGAAGAAUAAAAUGUUUACGCGAGAGUUUUAUCUUGUUGCUGUCAACGUUUGUGGCCUUGGGAUUUUUUCUGCUUCAAUGGUUAUACACUCCAACUGGAACUUGGACUGCUUUUUAAUUCAGUAUUUCUAUUAGAAUUUCGACAGUUAUCAAUUGUAAGCUUUUUUCUGCUCAUUAAUAUUAUAAUAUAUACUUGAAUAUUUAUCUUUUGUGGUAA
This is a messenger RNA of Armigeres subalbatus, 1415 nucleotides long. RefSeq lists its product as uncharacterized. Gene Ontology annotation, molecular function: single-stranded DNA endonuclease activity; metal ion binding; RNA endonuclease activity. Gene Ontology annotation, biological process: apoptotic DNA fragmentation. The transcript has 5 exons. The record is from RefSeq and is a predicted model, not a curated record. NCBI's taxonomy places the organism in Eukaryota, Metazoa, Arthropoda, Insecta, Diptera, Culicidae. The coding region runs from base 25 to 1209 and encodes 394 amino acids. Gene Ontology annotation, cellular component: mitochondrial inner membrane; nucleus.